AUGCUACCGGAGCAUGCAAGGAUCUCAAUUGGAUUGGAUUGUUGGACAUCUCCAUUUGGGCAGGCAUUAAUGGCCAUUACUGGCUAUUUUAUUGAUGCUGACUGGGUCUACCGCGAGGUGCUACUCGUUUUCAAACCCCUUCGUGGAACACACUUCGGUGUGAAUCUGAGUACAACUGUCAUACAGACGGUUACUCAGCAUGAAAUUGAGAACCGGAUAUUUGGAUUGACCACUAAUGUUGCGUCGAAUAACAAGACUGGUUGA
This is a messenger RNA of Penicillium soppii, 264 nucleotides long. RefSeq lists its product as uncharacterized. The record is from RefSeq and is a predicted model, not a curated record. Lineage: Eukaryota; Fungi; Ascomycota; Eurotiomycetes; Eurotiales; Aspergillaceae. The transcript has a single exon. The coding region runs from base 1 to 264 and encodes 87 amino acids.